AUGGAAAGUAACGCAGUUUCACCUUCUAUUUUGAAAGAAAUUCUUGAAUCGGAAGAGUUCAAAGCACUUCUAAAGUCUGUCGUGGACUCUGCAUUGCUCAAUGUUCAUGAAAGGCUAGAUAAUGUUGAGUCCAGAUUGAAAAAGUUGGAAAAUCAACAAAAAAAUGAAGAAGAGAGUGAAUGUAAGCAAGAAAAAGAAAUUCUUCCAAAAACUCCGAGAAUGCAAUUGGAAAUCAGUCUUGCAAUGAAACUGCUCCCAAAUCAAAAAACGUUUGAAGCAUUUGUUCUCUCGCCUCUCUCUAUCAUUCUAGGAAUCCAUCCAUUUUUUCAAAACGCGAAUCUGGAAACUCGUUUGAGAAUAGCUGAAUCUUUUUUGCUGGAAGGAGCUACAGAUGAAGAAAUGAAUGAAUAUUUUAUCGAUCUUUUGAGUGUUAUUAAAGCGACUAGACUUCGUUACAACAUGUAUUCCCAUGGACGUCAUUUUUGUGAACCAAAUCCAAAUGUCUAUUGGAGAUUCGGAUUACAUGGAUUAGACGAGAAAGUAGUCAACGAUUUUUUAUCAACAAAACUGAAAUUCAUCGAGUUUGAACCUGAAGAUAAGAUUGUCAAUUCCAUUACCUAUAGUCAAUUAUUUGAUGAAAUAUUUCACACAUUUUCCCAGUCGAAACGAGAUUUUUAUAGCACAAAAGACUCUCCCCAAAUGAGAGGUUUUAUACAAUUUACUGAUGCUCAGCAUAAUUUCUCCGAGAACGAUACAUUUCAAAUGGUAGAAAUCAAGAUGAGGGUACACGUUUCAUUGCACAUUUUCUUACCCAAAACUCGAUUUGGACUGGAACAUGCUCUGAACAAUCUUGGAGAUGGAGAGCAGCUUUAUCAUUAA
Molecule: messenger RNA, 879 nt
Organism: Caenorhabditis remanei
Lineage: Eukaryota; Metazoa; Nematoda; Chromadorea; Rhabditida; Rhabditidae
Exons: 3
Coding region: 1-879 (292 amino acids)
Source: RefSeq, a predicted model, not a curated record